Triticum turgidum subsp. durum (durum wheat) is the source of this 1122-nucleotide messenger RNA. NCBI's taxonomy places the organism in Eukaryota, Viridiplantae, Streptophyta, Magnoliopsida, Poales, Poaceae. The record is from the annotation of a GenBank genome assembly.
AUGGCGGCGACGAAGAAACCCAAGGCCAAGCCUCAAAAACCAGCCAAGGUGACGGCUGCGAGGAUAGCAAAGAUGAUGGCUGAAGGGGACGAGAUGAUAAGAAACAUGACGCCUGAAGAAAGGGCCAGGCUUAUUGCCGAGUCCAUGGCUAAAAAAUCGGCCGAGGAAGCUGCUGCGGCGAAAGAUGAAGUUGGAGAUGACGAGGAGGAGACUGCACCGACACAAUGCGAGGAAGAAUGGCUCGCUGCCAAGUUUCGCUCUAUGUGGAGAAGAUACCUAGCUCCCUGUGGUGUUACCUUCGACCAAACCACAUCUAUCCCUUCCAUGCGUCAUGUGAAUCCUGCUUCGGAUUGCUCGGCCAAGGCCAUGGACACUCUGCAGAUUAUGUCAGUCAAAGUUGCAGCAAUCAACGGGGGCUUGCACUGGCCACUGCAGGUGUUUGGUAUCGUUGCCGCGCGUGAUUACUUGGAUCGUAAGCGCAAUAUUAUUUUCCACCGGCCGAGGACUGACUGCCAAACCAUCACCCAGGAUGAUUGCUACCUAGCACUGUCAGGUCCGACCCGUGCCAUUGUCGUGUCAUAUGAUCCUACAUACCUUGAGGUAUCGCUCAAAGUGAAGGGCGCUACUGAAUCUGAGGAUAAAGAUUUAAGUGCUCUUGUUGUGGUGUUUAGAGCUGGAGCCUGUCCUCAAAGUGUCUUCCCUAGCAGGCUUAGCACGCUGGAAAUUAAUUUUGAUCACAUUUAUCACUCGGUGGAGGCCACGGUCUUUAUAAGAAUCAUUGGCGGGUCGUGGCCGGAUGGCUUUCGGGGUGUAUUUAGUGCUGCCUCCAGUAGGGAUGACACCCUGCAAGUCAAGUUACUUGACUUUGAAGAUGGUGGGUUGCCUGUUGACGCUAAUGGUGUGAUCACGCUCACACGACAUGUGGUCUCUGCUGCGCUUCAGAGGAACCUGAAGGUUUCUGUAAUGGCAUUUCCAGUUAAGGAGGGAUUUGCGGCAGAGGCCAGCGAAGCAGUUUUAGAACCUCAUAGAGCCGGUGUAAGCCCCCCAGGAGUCAAUCUCUGUGUUGGCUCGUGUAGUAUGGAAGUUCGUGUUGCUUGGUCCUGUUUCUGUUGUGAGUGGUGA